AUGGAAACUCAUCAAAAUCUCUCUCUCUUAUUACUCUUUGUGCCCUAUUUGUUGGCAUGCAGUGUUGCUCAACUUGAUCGUGGUAUUAGUCGGUCAGAUUUUCCACUUGACUUCAUAUUCGGAGCAUCAUCAGCUGCUUAUCAGUAUGAAGGAGCGGCGGAUAUUGGUGGAAGAAAACCCAGUAUAUGGGAUACCUUCACUGAGAAUUAUCCAGAAAAAAUAGCUGACAGAAGCUCUGGAAAAGUUGCAGAAGAAUUCUAUUUUAGAUAUGAGAGCGACAUCCACCUACUGAAAAAAACGGGUUUCAACUCCUUUAGAUUCUCUAUAUCUUGGUCUAGAGUAUUACCAAAUGGACGUGGGCAACCGAAUCUUGAUGGCAUCAAAUUUUACAAAAGUCUCUUGGAGACGCUUAAUAGAAAUGGCAUCAAACCAGUAGUGACUUUAUUUCACUGGGAUCUGCCUCAAGCUCUAGAAGAUGAAUAUGGUGGAUUUUUGAGCCCGAAGUUCGUGGAUGAUUAUCUCGCAUAUGUGGAUUUUUGCUUCAGAACAUUUGGCCAUUAUGUGAAAAGUUGGAUUACAUUUAAUGAGCCAGUUAUUUUUACUACCAAAGCGUAUGAAUUUGGUGUUUUCGCACCUGGACGAUGUUCUCAUUAUAAUGGAAAUUGCACUAAUGGGAACUCAGCAACAGAACCUUACAUCGUGAUUCACCAUUUAAUUCUCGCUCAUGCAAAAGCAGUGGACUUGUAUAGAAAGAAAUACAAGGAACUUCAAAAGGGAAAUAUAGGAAUAACAAUACAAUCUUUAUGGGUCGUACCAAAAUUUCGUACACCUGAAUCUUGUUUGGCAGCCUAUAGAGCCCUAGACUUCUCGCUUGGAUGGGUUUUUCACCCAAUUACAUUCGGAGACUAUCCAGAAAUCAUGAAAUCUUUGGUUGGAUGCCGAUUGCCUAAAUUCACUGAAGAUGAAUCGAAACUAAUAAAAAAGUCGUACGAUUUCUUGGGUCUAAAUUAUUAUACUGCAAGAUAUGCGGAGGAUUCAAAUGUCUCAUGCGUUAUAAAUCAAGGUCCUCAUGGUGAUAGUCGUGUUAAUCUUACAGAUUCCAAAGAUGGUGUACCUAUUGGACAACCGAUUGAUGGAACGUGGAUGUUCGUUUAUCCACAAGGAAUUGACGAAUUGGUGUUGUACAUAAAAGAAAAUUACAACAAUCCUCCUAUUUACAUCACUGAGAAUGGAGUUCCUGAUCCCAUCAAUAGUACUAGUCUCAAUGAUGUUGGAAGAAUAGAUUACUAUCGUAGUCAUCUACAACAUCUCUUAAAGGCUAUUAAGGCUGGAGCCAACGUGAAGGGGUUCUAUAUUUGGACAUUUCUUGAUGACUUUGAGUGGAAUUCCGGUUACACUUAUAAAUUUGGCAUCUACCACAUUGAUCGCAAAAAUAACUUGACAAGAAUCCCCAAACGUUCUGUUGAAUGGUUUAGAGAAUUCUUCAAGACCAUUCCCAGAGUCAUGAAUAUUCAUGAGGAGCCAAUAACUUCUUCAUUUCUCACUGAACUUCAAAAGGGAAAUAUAGGAAUAACAAUACAAUCUUUAUGGGUCGUACCAAAAUUUCGUACACCUGAAUCUUGUUUGGCAGCCUAUAGAGCCCUAGACUUCUCGCUUGGAUGGGUUUUUCACCCAAUUACAUUCGGAGACUAUCCAGAAAUCAUGAAAUCUUUGGUUGGAUGCCGAUUGCCUAAAUUCACUGAAGAUGAAUCGAAACUAAUAAAAAAGUCGUACGAUUUCUUGGGUCUAAAUUAUUAUACUGCAAGAUAUGCGGAGGAUUCAAAUGUCUCAUGCGUUAUAAAUCAAGGUCCUCAUGGUGAUAGUCGUGUUAAUCUUACAGAUUCCAAAGAUGGUGUACCUAUUGGACAACCGAUUGAUGGAACGUGGAUGUUCGUUUAUCCACAAGGAAUUGACGAAUUGGUGUUGUACAUAAAAGAAAAUUACAACAAUCCUCCUAUUUACAUCACUGAGAAUGGAGUUCCUGAUCCCAUCAAUAGUACUAGUCUCAAUGAUGUUGGAAGAAUAGAUUACUAUCGUAGUCAUCUACAACAUCUCUUAAAGGCUAUUAAGGCUGGAGCCAACGUGAAGGGAUUCUAUAUUUGGACACUUCUUGAUGACUUUGAGUGGAAUUCCGGUUACACUUAUAAAUUUGGCAUCUACCAAAUUGAUCGUGAAAAUCACUUAGCAAGAAUCCCCAAAGAAUCUGUUCGUUGGUUUAGUCAAUUCCUCAAACCCAUUCCCAGAGUCAUGAAUAUUCAUGAAGAGCCAACUUCUUCAUUUCUCACUACAGCCUAAUUAAAUCAAGAAAUACAUAUGAUCUUAAAAUAUAUGUCUUUAAAAUAAAUGCUGUUGAGAAGAAGAAAAUUAGUAUUUAUGUGAACAAAGCUACUUCGAGUUUCAGUGUGUGAGAAU
This is a messenger RNA of Morus notabilis, 2451 nucleotides long. Its product is annotated as beta-glucosidase 17-like. The coding region runs from base 1 to 2334 and encodes 777 amino acids. Gene Ontology annotation, biological process: carbohydrate metabolic process. NCBI's taxonomy places the organism in Eukaryota, Viridiplantae, Streptophyta, Magnoliopsida, Rosales, Moraceae. Gene Ontology annotation, molecular function: beta-glucosidase activity. The transcript is spliced from 19 exons. The record is from RefSeq and is a predicted model, not a curated record.